GAAGUUAACACCACAAGUCCUGUGAUUGGUUAUAAAUAUUACAUUAAUAGGAAUCAUCCGAAAUAGUGUUAGCACAACAUGGAGCUUUCCUACGACACAACCUAAAACACGAAUGCGGGAUGAGUUCACGUCCGGAACAGCUUAUAGCGCAUCAUAACAUGAUUCCCCACCCACAGGGAGGUUACUGCUGCGAACUGUACCGAUCGCAAGACACCGUGUCGCAGGAGGACAUGUCCUUUCGUUAUUCCGGCGACCGGUCCGUUAGCUCAUCCUUCUACUAUCUCCUCGUUAAUGAACAAGUCGCCAAGCUGCAUCGGCUAAAAUCGCCCGGAAUAUGGCACUUCUACGAAGGCAGUCCCCUCAUAAUUCACGAAUUUGUACCCAAUGGGGACUACAAGAUGCAUACACUUGGGCCAGACGUAGCCAAGGAUGAAACGUUCCAGGCAGUCCUUCCAAGAUGUUCCUGGGUUGGGGCCUGCCUCAAGGACCCGAAGUCUCACACGCUAGUUGGGUGCACCAUCUCGCCUGGAUAUGAAUUAGAUGAUUUUCAAUUAGCGAAUCGCCAAGACGUUUUGGAAAAAUUUCCGCGGUACCAAAAGAUCAUAGAACUAUUAACCUGAUAGUCAAACAAUGAUGACAGAAAUCCGAUUCACGGGAACAUUUUAAAGCUAAGAGAAGCAUUUUCAUUAUUGUCGUAAUCCGUGUAUACUGUGUGCCCCAUUAACUGUAUUUAUCUCUCUUAUAAUUAUUGAAAGCGAGUCUCACAGCAAAGCUGCUGGAAUCAGGCUGGAAGGUCGCGGUUAUUCAUGUUUACUCAAUUUGUCAUAAAUUCAUUUUUAAAAACUGUUUUAUAAUAUUCCAGAAUGCACCAAAUAGCUUUACAGAUGAAACUUAUGCCGGAUGCCUCCAUCUCCAUCCCAAAGGUUUUACAGUCAAAAAUGACACUGCAUACAUUUGUGUUUGUUAAAUUAUUUAUUGCACAUGUAUGUUGUGAUAGAAUGUUAAGCCUGAUUAAAACUAAAAAUGAAAAUAAAUCGGCUGAAAGGCGA
Gigantopelta aegis is the source of this 1049-nucleotide messenger RNA. RefSeq lists its product as uncharacterized. Lineage: Eukaryota; Metazoa; Mollusca; Gastropoda; Neomphalida; Peltospiridae. The record is from RefSeq and is a predicted model, not a curated record. Bases 120 to 620 code for a protein of 166 amino acids. Gene Ontology annotation, cellular component: intracellular anatomical structure. The transcript has 2 exons.